Messenger RNA from Cryptomeria japonica (Japanese cedar), 2736 nucleotides. RefSeq lists its product as hypothetical. The transcript has a single exon. The record is from RefSeq and is a predicted model, not a curated record. Bases 861 to 2552 code for a protein of 563 amino acids. Lineage: Eukaryota; Viridiplantae; Streptophyta; Pinopsida; Cupressales; Cupressaceae.
UUGUGAUUGCUCAAUUUGUACUACCAUUAUUGCUUUCACGUCUCAAUCUAAGUAGAUGGGUACAGGCAAUUAUUAUGGUGGAUUGCAGACAAAACAAUGAUGGGCAGGAAUAAUAUCCUUAAAGUACACCUCUCAAAGUGCGGUACUACUGUGUCAAAUCCAAAAGCCAAUUUUCUGGGUCCCUUUAAAAAGAGAUUCAUGCGUUUACAGUUUCCGAUUGCAAAAAGUCCCAAAUUUUGAGCUGUAAAAUUCCAUUCCUUUUUGAGGUUACUGUUGAAAACUUGCUUUAGCAAAAUUGAGCAUAUAUACUACUAAGGUCUGUAUAUCUUACUUUAUCAAAUUCAGACGAAUGCCAACCUUAAUCAUCAUUAUCAGAUUGCCUUUAUAGAACACCAUUUUUUCUAUUCUGGAAGAUUCUCUGCAUUGAGACAACAAUCCGGGGUAUUGGUUUCCAGUACAGAAAAACUGUUUUAGAUGUUUCUUAUUUGAUGGAUAUUUUAUUCGUGCUGAUUCUUUUCUUAGAUUACCUGUUACUUGUGAUUGUAUGUCAACAGUUAAAGAGUACUUUAUGAUUAUCACAUUUGGGCGUGAUCUCUGUUCAAAAUUGUGAUGUGGGGUGCUGUUGAACAGUGAAACAAUGUUCCUAAUUUUGGGUUUAAUCUGUAUUUAGGCUUAUUUGUACUUCAAGUUUUGGAAUAGGUGUUCCAAAAUUCCGAAACCAAACCCUUGUUUUGGGGGUUUAUCUGCAUUUGGUUAUAUUUCUAUGUUAGAUUGAUUCCAUGUUGUUAAAGACUGCUAUCAGCUGUUUGAGGGCAGGUACAAAAUAGACACCUAAGUGGUAUAGGUCGUUCAAUCUAACGAUGGAGAGCCCAAUGGGUGUAUUUGGAACACGGAGGAUUUUGUUAGGGGAAAUUGAAGUAUUGCAGUUGUUCACAUUUGAAGAGGUAUGGAGCUGGAAUGGAGGAAAGGAUAAUCCUGGUGCUACAUUUUACAAGCCUUUUGGAAUCCCAUCUGGUUAUUUUAGCCUUGGACACUAUUGCCAAUCCAACAGAGAGAAUCAUUGUAGAGGAUGGAUGCUUGUAGUGAAAGAGAGAGAAGUAUCUAAUGGUUUUCUUGCAAUGCCAAAUGAAGCUCUUGGAAUGUGCAGUGAAUCAGAAAGAAGAGAUGUGAAUCAUAAUUCAGCUAAAAAGAUUGAAAGAAAUCCUUCCAUUGCAAAACCGCUGAAUUACACAUUAGUCUGGAGUAGUAAGCACUGGAAAGGAAACAAGGGCACAGUUGCUUACUUCUGGCUGCCCCAAGCUCCAGAGAAAUACAGGGCAUGUGGUUUUGUAGUCACAAAUACACCACAUGAACCCUCCCUAGAAGAAGCUAUGUGUGUAAGAUCUGAUCUCACAGAUACAUGUGAAAUAGAAAGUUUGAUUUGGACUACAGGAAACACAAACCCUCUGAGCUAUCCUUUCAGUGCUUGGAAUCUCAGACCGAAAUUGCGAGGAGCAAAGGCUCCAGGAGUAUGUGUAGGAACAUUUUACUGUAAUAAUGACCUUAAAUCUACUAACCCUCUCCCUGUUGCAUGUUUGAAGAAUGUUAAUUUUGACCUUUCAGCCAUGCCCAAACUUAGUCAAAUGCAUGCAAUAGUUAAGAAGUAUGGACCUAUUGUUUUCUAUCAUCCAGAGGAAACUUAUUUCCCCUCAUCCGUUUCCUGGGUGUUUGAGAAUGGAGAAUUGCUUUAUAAACGAGGCGUGGAAGCACCUCAACCAAUUAUGAUUGACGGAUCAAAUCUACCCCUUGGUGGCUCCAAUGACAACGAGUACUGGCUAGACUUGCCUAAAGAGGAUGAGGCUGCAAAAAGGCUGAAACAAGGUGAUUUGCAGGGUGCAAUGGCAUAUUUACAUUUUAAACCAGCAUUAGGUGGAACAUUUACUGAUAUUGUAGCAUGGUUGUUUUAUCCUCUCAAUGGUUCCAUUACUGUCAAGGUUGGUGCACUGAAUUUACCUCUCAAGUAUGGAGAGCAUGUUGGUGAUUGGGAGCACUUCACCCUUAGGAUUAGCAAUUUUACUGGUGAACUGUGGAAAAUUUAUUUCUCACAGCACAGUGGUGGCCAAUGGAUUAAUGCUGCAGAUUUGGAACGCAUUGAAGGGAAUAGAAUAGUAGUAUAUGCAUCAAAGGGUGGGCAUGCAACAUUUCCUCAUGCAGGGAAUUUUCUUGAAGGUGACAGGAAACUUGGAGUUGGUAUUAGGAAUGAUGCUGCUAGAAGCAAAUAUUUUCUAGAUAUUAGCAGAAAAUACCAAAUUGUUGCAGCAGAGUACCUGGAAGCCAUUGGAUCCAAUGAGAUUAUAACAGAGCCUCCAUGGUUGCAGUAUAUGAGGGAAUGGGGUCCAAAGAUUGUGUACAAUUCUCGAACAGAGCUAAAUAGGGUCAUCAGAUUGCUUCCUUCUAAAUUGAGGUCAACUAUUGAGAAUCUCUUGAACAAUAUGCCCAAGGAGCUUUCUGGUGGACAAGGACCCACUGGGCCUAAAGCCAAAGACAACUGGGAUGGAGAUGAAAGAGGAUGAUCUGCCACAUUCAAUGAAAUGUAAGCUCUGCUUGUUGGUUACAGUGAUUAGGAUCAUCUGUACUUAGCUGUGGAUUCAGUUUAUACACUGCAAGUUAUUAUGAUAAUAAGUGUUCAGUGUCACAUGGCUGCUCUGCUUGAAUGUACCUUAAUUCUGGAAUCUGACCCUGCUUAUUUGUUCUUCA